UUCUCUAAAUUGUUCCUCUGUCACAACAUACCUCACAAAGACCCCUCAACUCCGUCUUCCACCUCGCCCAGAGACUCCCACCACCACCAUCUUGACCACCCGCGCCGGAGCCAUCGUUCACCAUCCCCUGAUCCGUCGCCGCCUCCUCCUCCAUCGUCCGCGCGAUCGACAGCCGUCGACUCCCCGUCGGAACGUAUAAUUUUUGUUGCCAUGGCCGGAUCCCUCCGUCUUCCUUUUUUCCGGUUCCACUUCCUCCUCCUCCUCCUUGCUUUGAUCUAUCCUUCCAAGGCGGAGAUCAAGACCCUAGAUAUUUCCAGCGACUCCCGCCAGAUCAUCCUCUUCGAGAAGUUCGGGUUCAACCAGCGCGGCACCGUCUCAAUUUCUCUCUCGGGCGUCUCCUCUUCCUCAUCCUCCGCGGCCGCCCCUACAGUCGACCCUUCCCUCCUUGGAUUCUUCCUCAUCUCCGAUGAGAGCCUCAUCCAGGCCGCCUACUACUCGCAGCAGAACCCUAACCCUAGCUCGUACCCCGACUGUGUCCUCAUGAGCCCAUACGUCCACGUCCUCUUCAACUUCAGAGAUCUCUCCCCUCCGCUGCCCGCCGGCGCUUAUAACCACUCUUUCAAUGUCACCCAGCCAGAUGAGUACAGCCUCUACUUCGCAAAUUGCGCCUCUGAUGCCGCCGCAGUCUCCAUGUCGGUCCGCACCGAGAUGUACAACGCCCGCUCUGACGGCUCGCCCGACUACCUUUCCGUGGGCCAGUCCCCCGUGCCCUCUCUCUACACCUUUUUCGCGGUCGCCUAUGCCGUCUUCCUCGGCCUGUGGAUCUACCUCACCCUGUUCCAGGACCGGCUCUCCGCACACCGGAUCCACCAUCUGAUGUCCGGGCUUCUGCUCACCAAGGCCCUCUACCUCGUCUUCGCCGCCGAAGACCAGCACUACAUCCGGAAGACCGGCACCCCGCACGGGUGGGACGUCCCCUUCUACCUCUUCCAGUUCCUGAAAGGCGUUCUCCUGUUCACUGUUAUCGUCCUCAUUGGCACCGGGUGGUCCUUCCUCAAGCCCUUCCUCCAAGAGCGUGAGAAGAAGGUGCUGAUGAUCGUGAUCCCGCUCCAGAUAAUAGCUAACAUUGCUUCCGUCGUGAUCGGCGAGACUGGGCCAUUCAUUAAGGACUGGGUCACAUGGAAUCAGGUGUUCCUCCUCAUCGACAUCAUCUGCUGCUGCGCCGUCCUGUUUCCGAUCAUCUGGUCCAUCAGAUCUCUGCGGGAGACAUCGAAGACCGAUGGGAAGGCUGCGAGGAACCUCAAGAAGCUCACACUUUUCCGACAGUUUUACAUCAUUGUGAUUGGAUAUCUGUACUUCACGAGGAUUGUUGUGUAUGCAUUGAAGACGAUAGCAUCGUACAAGUACCGCUGGGUGAGUGUGGCAGCUGAGGAGACUGUGAGCCUUUUGUUCUAUAUAUUCAUGUUCAAUAUGUUUCGGCCGGCAGAGAGGAACCAGUACUUUGUGCUCGAUGAAGAAGAAGAAGAAGCUGCAGAAUUGGCACUCCGUGAGGAAGAGUUUGAGCUUUGAUGGACAUUGAGAAGGAGGUGAACUUAUGUGGGAACUUCCUGGUGCGAUCUUCACAGUGAUUUCAUAUUCUUGCUAUAGGAUUAAAAAAAGGUUAUAAUGUAUUGUACUCUAUUUUGGUUUGAUUGGCACUUUGAUAAUCUCUGAACGCUCUCUUUUGCUUUGACUUGAUCUGUCAUGGAGCUUAAGUAUAAAGUCUUCUAUGUUUGAGGCUUUA
Molecule: messenger RNA, 1783 nt
Organism: Musa acuminata AAA Group (dessert banana)
Lineage: Eukaryota; Viridiplantae; Streptophyta; Magnoliopsida; Zingiberales; Musaceae
Product: protein CANDIDATE G-PROTEIN COUPLED RECEPTOR 7
Exons: 1
Coding region: 211-1569 (452 amino acids)
Biological process (GO): transport
Cellular component (GO): Golgi apparatus; membrane
Source: RefSeq, a predicted model, not a curated record